AUGCAAGAUGUGUUGCAUGGGCUAAGAAUGCCGCAUGUGAUUGCGGCUGUUGGACUGGCUGGAGCAGCUUUAACAGUCUAUUGUAUUUAUUUCGAUCACACACGACGAUCCGCGCCAGAUUACAAGGAUAAAAUCCGACGAAGACGGCGUGAACAGGCUCGAUUGCAUGGUGCAGGCACUAGGGAAGGCCCGAGCAGUUACGCACAAGUGACCGAUCAAACGGAUUCUUUGCAGGCAUUCUUCGUAAAAGAAAUGCAACUCGGAGAACAGCUAUUGUCAGAUGGCAACGUGGUCGAAGGCGUUGUUCACAUGGCAAACAGUGUGGCAGUGUGCAGCGAACCGGAACAAUUGUUGCAGAUCUUCCGGCGAAUGCUAUCGCCGGAGCUGUACAGUGCCAUAAUUCAACGGUUACCGGAAAGCUUCGCUAGUGUGCCUGCAUUGUUGGUUGAGGCUAUGUCGACGGCGAGACCACAACUUCCAGAGCAGGUUCCACCAGAUCCAGAACCAACUGAGAUGAAAGCUGAAACAUAA
Messenger RNA from Ostertagia ostertagi, 531 nucleotides. The record is from the annotation of a GenBank genome assembly. NCBI's taxonomy places the organism in Eukaryota, Metazoa, Nematoda, Chromadorea, Rhabditida, Trichostrongylidae.